This is a messenger RNA of Euleptes europaea (tarantolino), 461 nucleotides long. Its product is annotated as histone H3.3A. The record is from RefSeq and is a predicted model, not a curated record. NCBI's taxonomy places the organism in Eukaryota, Metazoa, Chordata, Lepidosauria, Squamata, Sphaerodactylidae. The transcript has 3 exons. Gene Ontology annotation, molecular function: DNA binding; structural constituent of chromatin; protein heterodimerization activity. Bases 31 to 441 code for a protein of 136 amino acids. Gene Ontology annotation, cellular component: nucleosome.
AGAUUUCCUGUGUUCUAAGAACCACCCAGGAUGGCUCGUACCAAGCAGACCGCCCGUAAAUCCACUGGUGGGAAAGCACCCCGGAAACAGCUGGCUACUAAAGCUGCUCGGAAAAGUGCGCCAUCCACUGGUGGAGUAAAAAAGCCUCACCGCUACAGGCCUGGCACCGUGGCACUGCGAGAGAUCCGGCGGUACCAAAAAUCCACAGAGUUGCUGAUCCGCAAGCUGCCAUUCCAGCGCCUGGUUCGUGAAAUUGCUCAGGACUUCAAGACAGACCUGCGGUUCCAGAGUGCUGCCAUCGGAGCUCUCCAGGAAGCCAGCGAGGCGUAUCUCGUGGGCCUGUUUGAAGACACCAACCUGUGUGCCAUCCACGCCAAGCGGGUCACCAUCAUGCCAAAAGACAUACAGCUGGCCCGCCGUAUCCGUGGCGAGCGAGCUUAAAUCCUGCUCUUCCCUCCCCA